AUGGCCCUCUCCCUGCCCGGCGAGACGGGCCCCGGGGAUGGUGGGGACGUGCCGGGGGUGAGCCCGGCCAGCUUCGCCGCCUUCUACUCCUCCUUCUUGCCUCCCGCCCCGUACUUCGAGGCGUCCCCCGACUUCUUCCAGCCUCUGAAGUCCCUAGCGGGGCUGUUCCCCGCCUCUCCGCCGCUGACCACCUUCACCUUCAGCAGGGGUCCCUCUCUCCUGAGCCAGCCGCCCCCGUUGCCCCCAGCUGAGCCCUUCCCCGGCCCCCCCCUAUCCCUCUACGCCAGGCCAUCGAUCCACGGCCCACCCCGGGAGGACUCGCCCCUCGGUGCAGGGGUCCUGGACUCGGUGCCACUGCUCUGCCCGAGCUCCCCGCGCAGGGCUGCCUGCAGUCCGGAGGAGCCAGGCCGGUACCGCUUCAGCGAGGAGCAGCUCCAGGCCGUGCUCUACGGGACGUUCCGCAGCCAGCCAGCCGGCAGCCUGCACGCCAUCUCGGGGCUCCGUCUGCCCCCCGACAGCCCGGGUAAGGGGCCGAAGGGGCACCAGGCGGGGGAUGGGGUUCGGGGACGGGCCGGAGGGCAAUGGAGGUUGAGAGAGGACCCGCUCUCCCGGCCCUGCUGCUCCGAUGGGGGUCGGGCUGAAGACGAGGUCCUCUCUUUGGCAGGUGCUGCGGACUCCUGCCCGCUGCUCGACAGGGAUGCGCUGCAGCUACCCGAAGGGCUGUCGGUGCUGCGGGCGGCCUACGGGGACGUGUCUCAGCUCGGCGUUUUCUGCACGGAACCCAUCCCCAAAGGAGUCCGCUUCGGCCCUUUCCAGGGCAGGGUGGUGAACACCAGCGAGAUAAAGACUUACGACGACAACUCGCUGAUGUGGGAGAUCUUUGAAUACGGGCGCCUGAGCCACUUCAUUGAUGGGAAGGGCACCUCCGGCAACUGGAUGUCGCUGGUGAACUGCGCCCGGUUCCCUGAGGAGCAGAACCUGACAGCCAUCCAGUGCCAGGGGCAGAUCUUCUACGAGAGCUGCAAGGACAUCCUGCCCAAGCAGGAGCUGCUGGUGUGGUACGGCGACUGCUACGUCCAGUUCCUGGGCAUCCCCGUCAGCCUGAAGGGCUUGUCGGAGGGCAAGAGACCCCCGCAGCACCCCGAAGAAGCCGGGGAGAGCUUCAAGUGUGAGCGCUGCGGGAAGGUUUUUGCCUACAAGUACUACAGGGACAAGCACCUCAAGUACACUCGCUGCGUGGACCAGGGGGACCGCAAGUUCCCUUGUCACCUCUGCAACCGCUCCUUCGAGAAGAGGGACAGGCUAAGGAUCCACAUCCUCCACGUUCACGAGAAGCACAGACCUCACAAGUGUUCGGUGUGUGGGAAGAGCUUCUCCCAGUCCUCCAGCCUGAACAAGCACAUGAGGGUCCACUCUGGGGAGCGCCCCUACAAAUGUGUCUACUGCAACAAGGCGUUCACAGCCUCCAGCAUCCUGCGCACGCACAUCCGGCAGCACUCCGGGGAGAAGCCCUUCAAGUGCAAGCACUGCGGCAAGGCCUUCGCCUCGCACGCCGCACACGACAGCCACGUGCGGCGCACGCACGGCCGGGACCGCGCUGCCGCCGAGCCGCCCUGCCACCGCCUCGGCACCGCGCAGUAACCGCGGCCCCGCCGAGCUCCCUGCCACCGCCUCGGCACCGCGCAGUAACCGCGGCCCCGCCGAGCUCCCUGCCACCGCCUCGGCACCGCGCAGUAACCGCGGCCCCGCCGAGCUCCCUGCCACCGCCUCGGCACCGCGCAGUAACCGCGGCCCCGCCGAGCCGCCCUGCCACCGCCUCGGCACCGCGCAGUAACCGCGGCCCCGCCGAGCCGCCCUGCCACCGCCUCGGCACCGCGCAGUAACCGCGGCCCCGCCGAGCCGCCCUGCCACCGCCUCGGCACCGCGCAGUAACCGCGGCCCCGCCGAGCUCCC
Molecule: messenger RNA, 1953 nt
Organism: Pogoniulus pusillus (Red-fronted tinkerbird)
Lineage: Eukaryota; Metazoa; Chordata; Aves; Piciformes; Lybiidae
Gene: PRDM14
Product: PR/SET domain 14
Exons: 7
Coding region: 1-1641 (546 amino acids)
Biological process (GO): regulation of transcription by RNA polymerase II
Cellular component (GO): nucleus
Molecular function (GO): protein binding; RNA polymerase II transcription regulatory region sequence-specific DNA binding
Source: RefSeq, a predicted model, not a curated record